AUGACGACAAUAGCAGGCGACCGGCCGGUAAUGAAGCCGGCGGAGGACGCGGCGCCGGCCACACAUCAGUUCAGCUGCAACUCGUGCCAGGUUGCGUUCCGCAGCGUCGAGCUGCAGAAGAGCCACAUGAAGAGCGAGUGGCAUCGGUACAACCUGAAGCGCCGUGUGGUGUCGCUGCCGCCGAUCUCGUCGGAACUCUUUGCCGAGAAAACGCUGCAGAACCGGGCCGGUGCGGCGGCUGAGGCCGGACGUGCCGGCUUUGAGCGCAGCUGCGAUGUGUGCCAAAAGACCUACUUCAGCGAGAACUCGUACCAGAACCACAUCGGCAGCCAGAAGCACAAGGCCAAGGCGGCGAAGGCGGGCACAAAGCGCAGCAAGACCAGCAAGGCACCGAUCGACGAUGCGAGCUCAGUCAUAAGCUCGACGUUCUCACUGGGCGAGCCGACGCAAAAGAUGAAGUCUGCCGUGGCUGACACCGAGACCGAGACGGUGGGAUCGGAGGCGGAGGAGGAGUUCUCACAGGUUGUGGAGGGCCUCAAGAAAACAACAAUUGAGGGCCACUCGCCCGUCAAGCGGCCUGCCAAUCCGCGUUUGUCAGUGGCGGCACAACACAAGGGUGAGCAUCUUCUUGACUUAGAGGCGGCGGACAAAGAGUACGAGGACGACGAGGAGCCGGCUGCCCCGGCGGCUAAGCAGUCGGCGCCGGCGCACUCGCUCAAGUCGUGCCUGUUCUGCAACUACGCAUCGCCAACGAUUGCGCUGAACGUGGCGCACAUGGGUCGUUUUCACAAUAUGUUCAUUCCCGAAAAGCAGUACCUGGUCGACCUGGAGGGACUGCUUGCGCAUCUUGAGACGCGAAUCCGCGACGACCAUGCGUGCAUCACCUGCGGCAAGGUGCGCGGCGACGUCUUUGCUGUGCAGACGCACAUGCGUGAUAAGGCGCACUGUACCAUCCCGUACCUGACGUUGGAGGAACAGGUGGACAUUGGCGAUUUCUACGACUUCCGUGGCACGUACUCGGACAGCGAUCCGGAAGACGACGAUGACGAGGAGGAUGGCAGUGAUGACGGGGAUGGCAAGAGCCCGACGAAAAAUGCCGCUGCCAAGCUCGGCGCCAAGCGCGCUACCAAGACGACGACCGCCGACGGAAGCGACGUUACGGGCGACGAUGGCGCGGAUGAUGGCUGGGAGACGGACAGCUCGGCAUCGUCGCUCGACUCAGCCGACCUGACGGCCGUGCCGGCGGACAACCACAUCCACCAGUACGAGCGUCUGGACAAGCACCCGCACCACAGCCAGACCGAUCCGCGGUCGCACCACCAGGCAGAUGGGUGGCACUCGCAUGCGCACAAGCACAACCACGCGGUGUACUAUGAUGAGCAUGAACUGCACCUGCCGUCAGGACGGUCCGUGGGCCACCGAUCGCUGAAUCGGUAUUUCCGGCAGAACCUGCACAACUACCCGUCGCUUGCGGAGCGCGAGAAGCAAAUGCAGCUGGCCAUCGAGGCGGGCGUGGAGUUUGACUCGGAGGACGAGGACGAGGACGUCGACGGACUCGGAAGUGAGGCCGCCUCGCUGGCGCUGGCCCGGCGCACAAACGCGGCCAAGGCGCGCGCGGUGUCGACGCGCCCGGCGCCGCGUAACACGCUCGGCCUGACGGGCGUGACGGACAAGACCAAGGCGAACCUGAUCAAGGUUGAGCGGCGACACGAGCUGGCGCAGCAGAUUGCGGCGGACAAGGGCCGGAUCAAGUUCAGUGCCAACUCGAUCGGCCAGAGCUUCCGCUUCUUGGGCCGGACGUGA
Molecule: messenger RNA, 1803 nt
Organism: Sporothrix brasiliensis 5110
Lineage: Eukaryota; Fungi; Ascomycota; Sordariomycetes; Ophiostomatales; Ophiostomataceae
Product: pre-60S factor REI1
Exons: 1
Coding region: 1-1803 (600 amino acids)
Biological process (GO): ribosomal large subunit biogenesis
Cellular component (GO): preribosome, large subunit precursor
Molecular function (GO): zinc ion binding; nucleic acid binding
Source: RefSeq, a predicted model, not a curated record